Molecule: messenger RNA, 4581 nt
Organism: Opisthorchis viverrini
Lineage: Eukaryota; Metazoa; Platyhelminthes; Trematoda; Opisthorchiida; Opisthorchiidae
Exons: 21
Coding region: 294-4367 (1357 amino acids)
Biological process (GO): deadenylation-independent decapping of nuclear-transcribed mRNA
Cellular component (GO): P-body
Molecular function (GO): protein binding
Source: RefSeq, a predicted model, not a curated record
AAAUUUAUGGUUCCACUGCUGACAUAUAUCCAAGUGCCAGCAGUGCGCUGGAUUACGACAGAGUUACUGCCAGCAAUAAAGUUUGGUGUAUUUUCAAGGUGAUAAGUUGUAGAUAAAAAUAAAACCCGCGGUGAAGUUCUUUUGGGAGUAUCAGUAUUAUUUGGGUCGGUUGAUAUGUAGACACAAAUAUACGCCUCUGAUUGCUUAUUGCAUUAACAGUGAGUUUCGGUUUAUGACACUACGGUCCCGUAGACAAGAGUACCGGGACACCCAACUCAACGGAUAACAGUAGCAUGAUACGGCUGAGGAACACGGAUACCUCCAGGAAGCUUCUUUUGAGGGAAUUUCAUGGGAAGGUAGUGACGAUGGACUUCGCGGACAAAGAGGAGCCUGUACUCGCAGUUCUGGACAGGUCGUGCACACUGCAUGUUUUCACGAUCUUACCAUCGAGCACAAGUGAAGAUUCAUACGUAGCUCAUACACUGCUUGUUCUACAGUCCAGUAACUCUCAACCAGAAACUGAUAGUCAAUCUCUAUGUUGGUGCCCUUGGAAGUCUGGAAGCUCCAUGAAGCUAUCUACUUUAGAUCAAGGAGUUUUGAAACUUGGUCUCCCAACCCAUCCGUCCAUGUUGCUGUCCAUUUCAUGCGGAGGAAAGGUGGAGGUUAUGAACGUAGCAGCCGUGUCCAGCUUGCUCAACUCCCGGUUUUCAUCUCAUUCCACGACGGAAUUUCCGGAGCCUGCCAACAGUUGGAAUCGUGAUCAGUUAUCUCAGGCUAUUGCGGAUAAUUCCGCGGCAGAUUUUAUCUAUGCCAAAACAGGAGACCAUGGAAAUACAGUUACCGCCUUAUCAUUGAGCCGUGAUGGAUCAUGCGCAGCCUCCGCUUGUCUUGAUGGUCAGGUGCGAAUUUUCACCUUACUGCGGGAUAAAGGAUACGGGGAAGAUGGUAAUUUGAGUCCGGUACACACUUUCUCGCCACAUGCUGGGCUUCCACUGCACGGCUUAAUUUUUGUCGAUGAUGACACUAUAGACGGUUUCAAUGGUACUUGGAGACAUUUGAUUACAGGAGCCCAAUACAAUCGCGAACUGCGUCUUUGGUCUUGUUCGGAUUGGUCUUGUUUACAAACCCUGCGAUUUUGCGUUGCCGAGAGGACCAGUCAGGCGAUAUCAGACACUUCCGAAGCACAAUUUAGCUCGUCAGUACCCAGUGCAAGACCUAGUAUUAUCAUGGGACUCGACUGCUCCGGUUCUUUAUUGGUGGCAGCCGAUAUUACACGUCGUGUUCUGUACAUCCUUGCCUUGACCAAACAGUCCACGAGUGAACCAAACGCUGAGGGAGAUUCAUCGGAUUCACAAACAUUGAUGUUUACGUCCAUCAGCGAAUUUUUACUGACCACACCAUGUAUCUUGUUUGCACUAGGCCCUUGCGACAGACGGAAGCUUCCUCUGUCAGAAUGCCCAUCUACUGUGGAUGAAUCGAAUCAGGUUGUGGAUCUCAUCAACCUGGAGAUUCACAGCAUCCAUACUUGGCACUUGCUGAACGGAACUAUAACGUUUGAACUACCGCAUUGGACCAAGCCAGACGCUGAAGCGAACAAUGUACAAACCGUUGAGGACUCCGUCAAGUCUUCGCAAGUGGAUCCCAGUGAACCAGUAUCGGAACCUGUGCGCUUUACCAUUGGUGGUUCCUACGAAACUUUUCAGAACCCGGAUCAGCUUCUGCCCACCUCUGUUGCCGAAGAAACACACUUUCCCGAAACCGUUGGAGAAAUGGGAGAAGAUAUCGUACACCAAGCUCCGGAAGAUGACAAUGAAGACCUUCACCCUCUCCGCCCUUCGGAUUUCUCUUCAGAAUCGCUACCUGCUCCUCCUUCUGCCGAUGGCGGUGAGGAUGAUGACGGCGAUCGUUUGCCUACUGUUGACCUUGAUUUUCCGCUCGACCUAACUCCAAGUACAUUCCACACGCCCAAAUACUUACCUGAGGGCAUGGAAUCUGCUGAGCACAACGAUGAUUCCUCAACUGUUGCCCAAUCCGAGGAUAAAUCUGUGACAAAGACCGCACAUCCAAUCGUCCCUUUUGAAGCCAUCGAGGAUGCCAUGCGCGCAAGCGAGCGCAACCCAAGUGGCAAGGGUUCUCCCAGUCCUGAUGCAUGCCAAUUGGAAGAGCUUCGCAACGAUCUUGACCUGUUGAACAAUUUGCUGUCCCCAGGAAACGACGAAACCACUCUACGAGACGGGGAUGAUGUACAUAAUAAUCCACACGAAGGGCCAUCCUCUGACGUUGAUGUUAACAUUUCUAGUGCGUCUGCUCCAGACUUACAAGAACUCGUCGAUUCAUCUGCCGAUGCAUCUCGGUCGCCUCUCGAGAAUCUUAAAGGAUCCAUUGCUACCCGCCUCCUCAAGGAGGAAGGAGAUAAAUCGCGUGUAGCGCAGCAAGUCGAAGGACCUAUAAACGUCGGACGCCGCGGUUCACUAAGUCUCCAUCCUGAAACCAACUGGUCCACGAUGUCAUUAUACUCCUCGCCGAGUUCUUCAUCUUCUUCGACUGCGGACACCCCCGUAGGUUCGGAUGACGUCAUUCAAGCUCCAGACAGUAAUGAUGUACCUUUGGAUUUGCCCGCGUUUGAUGCAGAUCGUCCAGCGUUGGAUGGUGGUUCAGGACGAAUGGACGGUGUUGUGAAUCUUUUGAGGUUUUUGGUUGCUGAUUCCAACAAACGAUCUCAUCAGAUGGAAGUGGUUCUAGAUAAGCUGAAGCAAACCCAGGACCAACUGGACCGCAUUUCGCAGGCGCAGAUGGAAUUGUCCAAGCGCCUCCAGACGUCAACCACUAAUGGCACGCAACCUCCGGGAUCGGCGCACUAUUAUGCAUCAAAAACGUCCAGUGCAUCAGAUGGGGAAUAUUGCUACCCGAGUAGUCCAAUGAUGCAGACUAACCACUUGACGGCCACGGUGCAGCAGUCGACUGUUCAACAAGCCGGUACAGAUGAGGGCAAACUGCCCGAAUGGACCAAACAAAUUCUCUUGCAAUUACGUACUCAACAGGGUGACUACGCCCGGCGGUUCUCACACCUCGAGAGCAUGAUGAACAAGGUUUCGACAAGCACGAACGAAUUAAAAAAGAACCAAGCCAAACCAGCCAUCCAGCAAUCGUCAACUGAACCUCGUUUGGAUCAGUUGCCCAAAAUGACUUGUGAUUUGCUUAAACCGAUCGUUCGAUCGGAAGUGCAGAACGCUAUCGUUAAUAAUACCCAGAAGCUCAUCGAUCCCCUACAAAAGGCAAUAUUCCGUGCCAUACAAGAGAGUUUAAACGGCCUUCCUUCAACUGUAUCAGAAAGCCUCUCACGUUUGAUGCGCGAUAAGAGCUUCAGCAAUCAGUUCUCUCGCCUUCUAUCCUCUACCCUGUCCGCUGACCUCACUGGGGCGUAUCGUGAUUCUUUGCUACGAGUUUUCAUUCCUGCACUGGAGAAAAAUAUACAGCGACUGUUUCAGGAACUUGAUGUUGUCUUCAGAGCUGGCACACAGCAAUAUUUGAAGGAAGUUCAAAAGCUCUCACAAGCUCAAUCUGACCCGAGCACUUUGGCCAACACAAUCUGUGCUGAACUAGCUCCGGAAUUAAAGAAUGUUCUCAGUUCAACCUUGUCAACGCGCGUCGAUGAGCCUGGCGCCUUCAAAACGGAUCCUAGAACCAUGGGUACCCUUCGAGACAAUGGAUCUCUCCCAGCCUUUGGUACACAGGAUGUGUCUUCGAAACCUACACCAUAUAAGAAUAAAAGUCCCAUUCGUCGUCCUCCACCUACCGAAGAUGAUCAUGCGGUGCUUGCUGCACCUCCUGCGGUUCCUUCAAGAGGUAUUCCUUCAACGAAAUCCCUGUGGACUGUGGAUCGAGGUGCAGGCGAGAACCAAAUUGGUGCACCAGCCGCUCAGGCAUCAGGCUCUUCUGUUGCUCCGAAACCAACAACCACUUUGACGAAAAAGGAAGAGUUCGCGCGCCUUCUAGGCUCUUGUUUCCACCAAUCAGGCGCUUGUUUUGGACGUCUGCAACGACAUCGACCCCGAUCGACUCUUCUGAUCCGGCAAAUACAUUAUAGCACAGAACAUCUUACUCUCCUUAAUUCACCAGCUGAGCUGCGGAGAUUUGGCUGUCCAGUUGGAUUUGAAGUUAAGAUACCUCGAAGAGGCUGUCGGUUGUCUAAACAAACGCGACCCAACUACUACACAACACGGACCAAGAAUAAUAAGUCUUCUAAGCCGCCGUUUAGACACUUUCUUGAACAAUGCCAUGGUCGGAGGAAUAUCCAAGCUGUCUCCUUCAGUCCACAGCCGCAUUGUCAAACUAAAUCAUUUCGCCAUAUCAUUGUUCGAAACUAAACCCGCUUAUAAAUGACUUGAACUGAUUUUAUAGGCGUCCGUCCAUCGUUAUCUGUGCCCAUUUUUAUCCUUGCCAUCAAUUUUGACUAUAUCAUUUGCAUAUUUGCCUCGUGUUUUUUCAAUCGGCGAAAAAUUCCCAGGAGAGGUGACGAACUCAAGUUCUUCCCAUGCGUUUUCUCAGGGCCACUCUGUUCUUGCAUUGUUACAUUUCAAC